UCAUUUUGCAGGACAGUGGUUACGGUUCUCUCUCUAUAAGUCAACGGUGAUCGCCGUUUACAGAAUAACCAACGUUGCAAAUAUCUUCGCGAGAAUACAGCAGGAUCAAAUUCGCCCUGCUUGCACUGUUUAUAUUGUUGUUAUUUCUUCUUGGUUGUUAGACCGCUGCAGUCUUAACCUCAGUGAUUGCCGGAUUUUGUGAUUUUGAUUCGAUUGUGUGCAUUAUUCGGACGAUGUUGGAAGAGGUUACAGAGGCAGCACCUCUGAAGAUGAGGAAGAUAGCAAAGUGCGCUCCGAUUGACGUUGAGUUUCAAGAUUUAACCUAUGCAGUUAGGGAUGCAAGAGAAAAUGGAGGUUGGAGGAAGUUACUGAAAGGUGUAAAUGGAAUAUUUAGAUCAGGAGAAUUGACUGCCAUUUUGGGCCCUAGUGGGGCUGGAAAAAGCACUUUACUGAAUAUAUUAGCAGGAUAUGUAUCAGCUGGGGUUAAAGGAACGAUAAAAAUGAAUGACCGACCACGUGAUAUGAAGAUCUUCAACAAACUGUCAUCCUACAUUAUGCAGGAUGAUAUCAUUCAACCUAGGCUGUCAGUUAAAGAAUCAAUGUUAAUAGCUGCUAAUUUGAAGCUAGGACCACGCAUUAGCCUAGAAGAAAAAUUGUCAACUGUAGAAGAAAUAUGCAAACUCUUAGGACUGGAAAGAUGCUUAGAAACAAGAACCGAAUACUUAUCAGGGGGGCAAAAAAAGAGACUAGCAGUAGGCCUGGAACUAGUCAAUAACCCACCCGUUAUUUUUUUAGAUGAGCCUACAACAGGUUUGGAUAAUUUCGCUAUUAAAAAAUGCAUGGAUUUGUUGUAUGAUAUAAGCAAGGAAGGAAGAACAGUUAUUUGCACAAUACAUCAACCGCCCACUUCGUUAUUCCAAUCAUUUGAUCAGGUUUAUAUUCUCGCCAAUGGAUGUUGUGUAUAUAAUGGAAGUCCCAAUGAAUUAGUACCUUUCCUUUCAAGAGCACAGUUCAAUUGUCCUCAGUCACAUACUCCAGUUGAAUAUAUCAUCGACUUAGUUCACGAAAUGCCUGAAACAAUAACAACAUUGGCAACACACACGCAAAACGGAAAGGCCAACCUAAAACCAAAAGUUUCAGUGAAUCCUGAAAUGUACAUGCACUCAUGUGAAAUAUAUCAAGAUACCACACAGAUGGGCUUGUCAGAUAUGAGUGUCGAAUAUCCAGCCUCCAUAUGGACCCAAUUCGUGAUUUUGCUUGGAAGAAUGAUCUUGCAGCUUUCCAGAAACAAAUCAGUAUUGUACAUACAAUUUUUCCAUCAUCUAGCAUCUGCGUUACUGAUCGGAGGAAUCUUCUAUGGAGUUGGAAACAAUGCCUCUCAGAUUGUUUCUACGUUCAAGUUACUUUUAUGUGUCACCGUUUUUUUCAUGUACACUUACGUUAUGACGGCAACUGUUAUAUUUCCUCUAGAAGUGAAGUUGAUGAAGAGGGAAUACUUCAAUAGAUGGUACAGUCUGAAAGCCUACUACUUAGCGAUUACAGUGUGUGGGUUACCAAUGCUUAUCGUCUUAGGAUUGAUGUUUUCCGUGAUUGUAUAUGUUUUUACCGACCAACCCAUGGAAAUUGACAGAUUCAUUUUAUUCGCUGUGAUGGGUAUAAGUGUAGGACUUUGUUCGCAAGGACUUGGAUUUUCUAUAGGAGCCAUCUGUAAUAUUUUGAAUGGAUCCGUUGUUGGACCUUUAACUCUUGCUCCUCUUCUCGCUCUUGCAAUGUAUGGAAUGGGCUACAGGAAUGCGAUAGAACCUCACAUGCAAAUAGUGAUAGCAAUGUCCUAUGUCAGAUUGGCAUUGGUGGGAUUUUGUAAUUCCGUUUUUGACAACAGGUCACCAUUGGAAUGUAAUGAUGAAAUAUACUGUCACUAUAACAAUCCCAGUGAACUGAUGAGAGAUAUGGGUUUGACAGGCACUACUUACCUCACACAAGUAUGUGGUGUCUUUGGUUUCAUGAUAUUCUUCAGGGUAUCUGCAUAUCUAGCUCUGAAGUACAGAUUGUCGUCGGAAUUUUCGACGAAAAUAGCUUAUUAUGCUACCAAGAUCAUUCAUUCGAAGGAGCAUUGAGAGGAUCAGUUGAGACACACAAUUAUUUUUAAAUGUAUUACUUAUUUUUUUAUAUUUAUUUGUCGAAGCAUAGUAUGCUACUGUGUUUUAUUUAAACCAUUGUGAUACUUAUGAACUUGUUGAUAUAAUAAAGUACUCGUUUUUAAA
Harmonia axyridis is the source of this 2264-nucleotide messenger RNA. Its product is annotated as ATP-binding cassette sub-family G member 1-like. The record is from RefSeq and is a predicted model, not a curated record. NCBI's taxonomy places the organism in Eukaryota, Metazoa, Arthropoda, Insecta, Coleoptera, Coccinellidae. The coding region runs from base 234 to 2117 and encodes 627 amino acids. The transcript has 10 exons. Gene Ontology annotation, molecular function: ABC-type transporter activity; ATP binding; ATP hydrolysis activity. Gene Ontology annotation, cellular component: plasma membrane.